AUGAUAUGCUCACUUUGUCAUAAAACAUUUUCUAACAGGGAUCUUAACAAAUUUGUUAUUCAUUUGGAAUAUGCACAUUGUAUGAAACAUCAGUAUGAUUGUCCAAUUUGUAAGAGAACUUUUAAUAGAAGGGAUAAUUUUAAAACUCACUUAAAGACGCAUCAUAGUACAACAGAUACAAAUAAGCAAAACCUUGACAUAAAAAAUGUAGAAGUCAUAUCUGAUCAAGUACAUGAUAGUGUGGUAAAAGGUGAUGUAAAAGAGAGCAAUUGUUUUUUUGAUGUCGAUUUAAAGACAAGGGAGUUAAUGGUUAUUUUAAAACAAAGUACUCUAAAGCUUAUGGCUAGUUUACAUAAUGAGAUCUCUAUUCCACGCUCAUUCAUACAAAAAGUUGUUAUAAUUUUUAAAUUUUGUAUAAGUCAUAAAAAAGUUACUCAGAAACAAACGGAACUUGAUAAUGUAAAUCUUCGUUUAAAACAUACAUACGAAAAUCACGCUACAAAUAAUCAAUUUGGUAUUAAAGAAUCUUAUGCACGAUUUAUAUGGGGGAUUUAUAUGGGGGAAUAUGGUAUGGCUCGGAUAAUAAAGUUGUUAUUGGAACAAAAUGUGUUUUCCCUGGAAGUAUUAAAUUCCCGUAUUCAUUAUUUUAAAUACGAAUAUUUAGAACGUAAUCAUCCACCAUCUCUUAAAAGAGAACAAAUUGAAAAAGAAGUAAUAAUUUUUUCUUCCUCCGAGAUGGAGAUUUUUGUAACAAAUUUUCGAUAUUACGUUGGUGAUCUUGUCCCUAAUCAUAAUAAUUCCUGGAUGCUUUAUUUAAAUGUGUUAGAAAUUACAGAAACUUUAUCCAUGUCAACAAUAAGUUCAUCAGACAUAGCAGCAUUAGAGAAUCUUAUACCAAAGGAAUCCACUAAAAUAUUAAUUCUAGGUUACGAGACAAACCCGAAUCUGUACCUCACAAAUGAUCCGGGUUAUAAAUUAAAAAAUAAAAGAGCAGAUGCUCUUAAUAAUAUUAAAUCCAUUUUAUUCGAUAAUGGCUAUGAUAUCAAAACUGAGGAUAUUAAUAAAAAAAUUCACAAUAUGAGGACCCAAUUUUUCAAGGAGCAUUUAAAAGUGAAAAAGCAGGUUGUGAGUGGAGCUGGCACAACCGAUUUAUAUGUACCGAAGGCUUGGUGGUAUGACCUGCUUAAAUUUUUGAUAAAUUCUGAUCCUGUCAUAAAAUCCAGAUCAAAUUUACCUGCUCAACCUGGAAGCAGUAAGAUGGACAGUCAGCUAUAG
Messenger RNA from Brassicogethes aeneus, 1275 nucleotides. NCBI's taxonomy places the organism in Eukaryota, Metazoa, Arthropoda, Insecta, Coleoptera, Nitidulidae. The record is from the annotation of a GenBank genome assembly.